UUGCAGCCCUCUCAGCUGUCAGAUGUGGUGAUCUCCAUGGUAACUCAAACCCCCAGACUCUUGACAGCAGCCUGCGAGGAGCAGCAUUCAGCGGCUCAAGGGUCUCACGACCAGAGCGUGGAUCACACUUCUCGUAAACCUCAUCAUAUUGAGGUUGGGCUAAGAUGAGCAUAACCAGUGACGAAGUGAAUUUCUUGGUGUAUCGCUAUCUUCAGGAAUCGGGUUUCUCCCACUCGGCCUUCACCUUCGGUAUCGAGAGCCACAUCAGCCAGUCCAACAUCAACGGAACACUAGUGCCACCUGCCGCACUCAUCUCCAUCCUCCAAAAGGGGCUUCAGUAUGUGGAGGCCGAGAUUAGCAUCAACGAGGAUGGUACAGUAUUUGACGGCAGGCCAAUAGAAUCACUGUCACUUAUAGACGCGGUGAUGCCUGAUGUUGUACAGACCCGGCAGCAAGCAUUCAGAGAGAAACUAGCUCAGCAACAAGCCAGUGCAGCAGCGGCAGCAACGGCAGCAACAGCAGGAGCAACGACGACUGCUGUUUCCCAGCAGAACACACCAAAGAACGGAGAAGCCACUGUGAACGGAGAGGAGAAUGGGGCACAUGCAAUAAAUAAUCAUUCAAAGCCAAUGGAAAUUGACGGGGAUGUUGAAAUUCCUCCUAACAAAGCAACAGUCCUUCGGGGCCAUGAAUCAGAGGUGUUCAUCUGUGCCUGGAACCCUGUCAGUGACCUGCUAGCAUCUGG
This is a messenger RNA of Eurypyga helias (sunbittern), 745 nucleotides long. Its product is annotated as F-box-like/WD repeat-containing protein TBL1X. The transcript has 5 exons. Gene Ontology annotation, biological process: regulation of transcription by RNA polymerase II. The record is from RefSeq and is a predicted model, not a curated record. The annotation marks the transcript as partial. Gene Ontology annotation, molecular function: protein binding; transcription corepressor activity. NCBI's taxonomy places the organism in Eukaryota, Metazoa, Chordata, Aves, Eurypygiformes, Eurypygidae. Gene Ontology annotation, cellular component: histone deacetylase complex.